Thalassophryne amazonica is the source of this 1891-nucleotide messenger RNA. RefSeq names its product LIM and SH3 domain protein 1-like. The record is from RefSeq and is a predicted model, not a curated record. The coding region runs from base 74 to 787 and encodes 237 amino acids. The transcript has 7 exons. Lineage: Eukaryota; Metazoa; Chordata; Actinopteri; Batrachoidiformes; Batrachoididae. Gene Ontology annotation, cellular component: focal adhesion. Gene Ontology annotation, molecular function: actin filament binding.
CUCUGAUCUGCUCAGCAGACUUCAACUUUCUCCUCGAUCUUUGUGGUUUUGUGGCGUGAACAAUCACUGCAGCAUGAAUCCGCCUUGUGGAAGAUGCAACAAACCAGUUUACCCCACGGAAAAAAUAAAUUGCCUCGAUAAGAUCCCCUUCUCUUUCUGCACACAGUACUGGCACAAAGGUUGUUUCAGCUGUGAGGUUUGCAAGAUGGCCCUCAGCAUGAACAACUACAAAGGCUUUGAGAAGAAACCGUACUGCACUAUGCAUUACCCAAAAAGCUCGUUCACGAUCGUGACUGACACCCCUGAGAAUCUGCGUCUCAAACAGCAGAGCCUGCUCAACAGUCAGGCACUUUACAAGGAGGAGUUUGAAAAGAGCAAAGGGAAAGGCUUCAGCGUGGUGGCCGACACUCCAGAAAUGCAAAGACUGAAGAAGACACAAGACCAGAUCAGUAAUGUUAAAUACCACGAAGAGUUUGAGAAGAGCAAGAUUCGAAGUGAUGCCCCUCCUCCUGAAAACAGACAAGCAGACGAACAACCGUCCAACCCUGAAAGAUUCAUGAAGCAGCCGGUUGCACCCACACAUCCUGCUGCUGCAGCGCCACCUGGUGGAGGGAAACGCUACCAGGCCUUGUACAGCUACAGGGCAGCAGAAGCUGAUGAAGUUAACCUGCAGGAGGGUGACGUGAUCUUAGAUGUACAACCGAUAGACGAGGGAUGGAUGUACGGCUGCAAUCAGCGCACAGGGCAGCGUGGGAUGCUUCCCGCCAACUACGUCCGGCCCAUCUGAAGCAAACAAGCCUGUCCAACAGACAUUUGUCAGUCAUAAGCUGCCCGGCAGUGGAUGCAACCAACCCACAGUCGGACUUAUUAAAUACUUUUCUCAAAAUCACCUCCUGCAAACAAAAGUUAUUUCUAGUUUAAAGCCCAACAAAGAUUUGCUUACAAUGGGAAUUAAAGGGGUCAUACUGUGAAAAAUGCUUAAACAUGAGCAUGUUCUACACAUUAUGGUAAAGUGGAAACUUAUAGAAGUGGGUUCAGAUCAUAUUGUGCCAGAAUUCCAUAAGUGCAUCAUGAUUCCCAAAGUUUAAAUUUCGAGACUGUUUCAGAAGAUUUUUGUGGUCUCAAAACUGAUUUUGGAAGCAAAUUUCCCGAAGGGUGUUGCACACUUCUGAGCUCUACACUGAUGUCGAGGCUGUUUGGAAACCUUAAAUGACUUUCCCUUAAAUGGUUGAGGAUGGAUGAGGAUCAGGGUUGAAAUGCAUGAAAAAUACAUAAAUCAGAUCCAUCCAACGGCUUUGUGUACUUCUGGUUGUCUUGUCCAGCAGCAGACUUCUGAUGUAGUCCAAUUCCAUAAUUGUCUACAUUCUCAAUCUACACAGAACUUGUGCAUUUAAAAAAUAGCACAGAUUUUGCUACCACGCUAUCUACGUAUUUUAAUAAUAUAAAACUGAUAUAGGAAAAAAUUGGGCCUAAAACAACUUUUUAAACAUGUCUCAUAUGUCACUGAAGUCCAUAUCUGGACUCCUGCGUGCUCUGUGAGACACAAUUUAAGGCGUGGCAAGCAGAAGUUCCUUUUCACUUAAGGGACAGACACAUUAAUUUUAAGCAACCUGUUGACUGACAUUAGCUCAGUGAAAAUGUGCAUAAUAUGACCCCUUUAAAAGGAAAACAAGGACACUGAAAGAAAUUAUUAUAGCACAACAGUAGCUUUUACUUUCAUACUCUUGCUAUUCAUUUAAUCAAAUUAUAUAUGUCAGAAAAACUGACACUUAAGUUCACUUUAAUUGGUUUCUAUCCAUAAUUUUAUUUUUUUAAGAAAUAUGUGCGACUGUGAAAACAUGUCAGAUUCUGAAGAAACAAACCUGCAUGAUCAAAGGCCUUAUUACAAUUU